GAUGAAUCCUACUAUAAUUAAUAUCAAAAUGUUAACUAAUUGUCAUCUUAGCAACACUCCCCAAUAUUAAUAUAGAGGAAAAAAAUACCAUUCUAACUAAUGUCGAGAUGUUAACUAAUUGUCAUCUUAGCAACACUCCCCAACAUUAAUAUAGAGAUGGUAUUAAGGAAAGAACUAUUAAUUAAUAUUCAAGGAAAGAAGUUAAGAAAAUAACUCACAACUUUAAUAAUCAACAAGCUUCAAGAGCAACACCAAGAAUGGAAGUUUAGCUCCUCAUUUGGAGACUAAACAUAGCUAGAAAAAUAUAAAGAAAUGCUAUUCUAAACUGAGCUUAAGAGUAUGGAAGAAGGGAUGAUUUUUAGAGGAGAAAAGGAGUGCUAUUUAUAGGUAUUUUUCAACACCUUUGGCCGGGUACCCGACCGGGUCAAGUACUCACCGACCGGGUCCGGUCAAAAUCAGAUAUUUGCCCACGUUCUGGUGAUCUUCGGCAUGUUAAAGUGUCCGAGUCAAGUCAGACCCGACCGGGUGAGUGCAAAAAUUGGAUAUUCUUCACGUUCGGGUGAUCUUUGCACACCGGGUUGUCCCCGAUCACUUCUCACCCGACCGGGUGAGGUAGUGGGCCCGACCGGGCCAUGCACUUUCUUUGCAUUUUCGUUUUUCACUUCUUACCCGACCGGGUCAAGUGUUAUACCCGGUCGGGUAUUUGCUCCUGGGCAGCCAAAUCUUCUUUUUCUUCACUUCAAAGUCUUCCUUUCCAACACCACAAAUCCUAACUAAACUUUACAACUGACAAAUAAAGACUAAAAUACAAUUACAACUGAAAUCACAUAAAUGUUUACAAACUAAAUAAAACGUCAAACAAUUAACAUAAAUCAAACAUAAAAACAUGUAAUUAUGCACUACUAAUUAGUGUGCAUCAGGACCGUUUAAGCCCAUAUACUCCAUCAAAGGUAAAUGAGAAAAGUGUCAAAUUGGCCCUCUUACUUUGUACGAAAAGUCAAUUCAGCCCCGGUACUUUAGGUUUCCUCAAUAAUGCCCUGCUUUGAAAAUUUCCUCAAAAUCCGAUUAUUAGCAGGCAACUCGCCAGUCAACAGGUUACCUGCUAACGUGGCACACACGUGGCAUGACGGGGCACAAACCUGGCAACCCAUGUCACCAUUUUAUUUUUCCUUUUCUUUUUCUUUUUGGGAAGCUCUCCGGUGCAUCCUUAUUGUGGAUACACGGGUGCAUCAAUACAUGUGUCAAAAUUUCAGUCGAUAUAUAUUCCACAUUUCCACACAAUUCAUGUCACUAAAAUUAAAAAAAUGCAUAAUGGACCUUCACCAUUAAAAAAUCAUUUACGUCCCCCUCCUAUUCACCCCAGCAGUCGGCCAUUCAUAUUGUUGACAUUUCAUCUUCUCCGAACAAUUUCGAGUGAAUUAGGAAUUAAGAACUUCAAAUCAAUGCCAUUGGAACCAAGCAUUGUGGUCAAGGCCCUCAUUUAUGUAGUGUUACUGAAAUAAUCUGGCAAUCCUUCUUCCAGUUUGAGAUGACCACCUCCACCGAUGGCAAUCCAUGAACGAUGCAGACUGAGGUUAAAUCACCUCCACCGGCUCAUUUUGGGGAUACCUUUAAAUUGCCGUCAGGUGCAGGAUAGGGUUUUUUGGUCUUUGGAAGACAAAGGAAAUUUUUCUGUACACAGCUGUUAUCGGGCUUUAGUGGGUGAUUAUCAUCACGACUAGGCAGUGGGACACUGGGAUGGGAUCGGGUGUGGAAGUUUAAUAUUCUACCUAAAGUUAAGGCAUUCUUUUGGCUGACUUGUGCGGGAUAUCUCCCUACUACGGAUAGGCUUGUGAGUCGGAGGGUAGAGUGCCAAACAUUUUGCUCAUUACGUUCCCUAGAUAAGGAGAUGAUAGUGCACGUUUUCACAUCGUGUCAUAUAUCUACACAGAUUUGGGGAAAUUAAAGUUUCGAUGGAAUUUCCCGGUUGGUGUGGGAGGUAUUUUCUUAGAGUGAGUGCACAAUUCCCCCCCCCCCCCCCCCCCCUCCCCCCCAAAAAAAAGAUAUCGAGAGUUGUUGUAUGUUGUUAUGAUUUUAUGGAGCAUUUGGCGAGUUAGAAAUGCGAAAGUAUGAGAACAGAAGAUUGCUACCGUGGAUGGCAUAAUUGCUAAAGCUAGUACUUAUCUAGAGGGUAGGGGUGGCGUAGAGCUCACGAGGGGGGAUUGAAACAGACGCAGAGGUGUGCCGGUGUGGUACGAUGGCGUAGCCCAGAGGAGGGGCGGUUGAAGUUGAAUACAUAUGCGUCCUAUUUAACUAGUAAUGUACGCGAUCUGGGUUGGGUGAUUCGGGAUAGUGGGGGCUUUUUGUCGCAGAAGGGGCUCAAAAUGGAUUGGUUGUUCCCCUCAGGCAGCGGAAGCUAUGUCCAUGCACGAGGCACCAAGCUGGCUAAAGCAGCAGGUUGGGACAAUAUUGAUGUCGAGUUUGAUGCGUUGCAGAUUAUUAAAAGCAUUUCUUAUGGAACGAUUGAUUCGAUUGCGGGUUUGCUCAUUGAUGAUAUUAGAGAAAUCUCUUCUAAUUUUAUUAGUAUUUCUUUUUCUCAUGUGAAACGAUCUGUGAAUCGGAUAGCUCAUGAUCUACCAGGGGCUGCUGUUUCUCUGUCUGAUCGCUAUGUGUGGCUUUAUAGUUCCCCUUCUUGUAUUUUGGCUUCGUUGGACUUUCAUUUCAUUAAUAAUAAUUAACUAGUUUUCUUUCAAAAAAGUAUUUGAUAGAAAUGAUGUGAUGAUUUUUAUUAAAUUUGUUUAGUAAUUAGGACGACACUUGCUUUGACCGUUUGACGCUAAUUUCUGGAAAAG
This is a messenger RNA of Cuscuta europaea, 2831 nucleotides long. NCBI's taxonomy places the organism in Eukaryota, Viridiplantae, Streptophyta, Magnoliopsida, Solanales, Convolvulaceae. The record is from the annotation of a GenBank genome assembly.